GAAUCUUUAGAGACCGCACAUCCUAAAACAUCUUGUCGUCCUCUCGCUUUUGAACAUCGUCACCAAAGGAUUUCUUCUCGUCUUGUAUUCAUAGUGAGUCAUUCGGCAAUGUGAGGAGGAGGCAUCAAUCAUGCCCGACCAGUUCUCAAGCGUCGCCAAUAACUUUUCAAAGCAAAAAUGGUAUGAUACUCACUUGGAAUUCAUUGAUGCAUGUACGUCUCUUGCUUGGCCGGUGUCGCGUUUUGUCUACGUAGGAGAUAAAGCGGGUAGAAUUCAUUGUGUCGACUGUGAUGGCCCUUGCCCGGUACCGGUGGCAACUACACGGGUCUCCUCAUCCAGAAUCUCUUCGUUGACUUUGAAUAGGUCGGCUGAUCUCUUCGCAUCCACUUCCACUGACGACGGAUUUGUCACUAUAGGCACCGUCGAUGCAGAAAAUGGAGCAUUUGGGGAGUCUACUGUUGAGCUCAAGUGCUCAAAGCGACCUCUGUGUGCACUAUUUAUGGAUGACCAGCGAACAAAACAAAGUUUGGUGCUGGUUGGAUCCUCGUCAGGCAUCCAUAUAGUGGAUGCACAAAGCGGAGCAAUAUUUCGAUUUCUAACCAGCAAAGGCGGUGCCACAUCACUCUACUCAUGGCUGGGAUGCAUGGUGGCUGCAGGAGAAAACCGAGGUGGAGUGACACUGUGGGAUGCCAGAGUAGACGAUGCGGUGGCGCAUUUUUCUACAAAUCCACCAGGUCCUAGUCCACCAAAACGUUCGGUGUUUGCUGUAGACGGAGCCGCCCGAGUGCUCGCCUUAGCAGGCGAAUCUGGCACGGUACAUCUAUUCGACAUUGCUGCAAGAAAGGAAAUAGUCAGCAAGAAAAUCUGUCCUACUGACGUUAAAGUAAUAAGUUUCUCUCCAAAAAUGCGGCUACUCUUAGCUGCUGAUGUACAAAGACUUCGAAUGAUCAACCUCAGUGAUAUAACGCUCACUCCUUUUCCGCCACCGACGCAUAGUAUCCUAACUCUCCAGUCCGUGACUGGCACAAUGUGGGAUCCGACAACUUGUCGAUUUGUGGUGAGAGGAACUGACAAAUUACUCCGCUUAUUUCGAUUGGAUGACGCCGAUAGUGAAGGAAGUUGAGAAAACUAUCUUUCAAUUGCUACAACUCUCUAUCCUGCUCAAAAAGUAUCAUUGUUGCAAUAGCUUUACUUAAAUGCUGAAUACUGUGCUUUCUUGCCUUAUCGGUGCAUCCUCACCAUUAUAACUUUAUCAGAAACCGUUAGUAAUUCGUCUUUAUUCCGUUUGAUUUGUUGGUUCAUACGUGAUUUGUCUGUUGGGUAACUUGUUACAUCUUGUAUUCAAUAAAGAAGAUAAGUAGAAAUUGUGUAUGCACUAAGAUGAUCACUUUUUCAGCGCUCUUUUGUAAACUUCCUACUUC
Molecule: messenger RNA, 1421 nt
Organism: Cylicocyclus nassatus
Lineage: Eukaryota; Metazoa; Nematoda; Chromadorea; Rhabditida; Strongylidae
Source: the annotation of a GenBank genome assembly